Erpetoichthys calabaricus (reedfish) is the source of this 2250-nucleotide messenger RNA. RefSeq names its product activating transcription factor 1 (gene atf1). Gene Ontology annotation, molecular function: RNA polymerase II cis-regulatory region sequence-specific DNA binding; DNA-binding transcription factor activity, RNA polymerase II-specific; protein binding. Lineage: Eukaryota; Metazoa; Chordata; Cladistia; Polypteriformes; Polypteridae. The record is from RefSeq and is a predicted model, not a curated record. Gene Ontology annotation, biological process: regulation of transcription by RNA polymerase II. Bases 225 to 1070 code for a protein of 281 amino acids. The transcript is spliced from 7 exons. Gene Ontology annotation, cellular component: ATF4-CREB1 transcription factor complex; nucleus.
CGGCAGAGCGGUGCGUAGAGGCGAGGGGGCGGCGUUUGUUUCCAUUUCGACAAAAAAAAAAAAAAAAUAAAGAAAAAAAUCAACCGUAUAUUUCAUUUAAAAAAAUAAAAAAACACAAAGAAAAUUAAGCAAGCCCUGCUUUCUACUCUCUCGGGCGGCGAAGCGGCCGGCUGGACGGACGCGCAGAGAAGAGAGCGGCGCGAGUGUCAGCACUGCAGACCGAGAUGUCUUUGGGAGGGUCUCCGGUAACUGUUGUGCAACUUCCAGGGGGUCAGAUUCAAGUCCAGAGUGUGAUCCAGACUGCUCAGUCAUCAGUCAUCCAAUCCCCACAGGUUCAAACUGUGCAAGUAUCUUCUUUGUCAGACAGUGAAGACUCUCAGGAGUCUUCAGACAGUGUUGCUUCCUCUCAGAAAUCCAGAGAGAUCCUCACCAGACGUCCCUCCUACAGAAAAAUCCUGAAUGAGCUGUCCUCUGAAGGAAUGGCUGCACGGAAUGAAGGUGAAGAAGAAACUGCCUCCUCUUCAGCCAUCUCCACCAUGACUGUGUCCACUCCAAUCUACCAGACCAGCACUGGGCAAUAUUUUGCUAUCGCACCGAAUGGAGCAAUCCAGCUGGCCACUGCCAGUGGAGACUCGAUCCAGGGUUUGCAGACGCUAACCAUGGCAGGCACUGGCACAACCCCACAAGGAACCACCAUUCUGCAGUAUGCACAGACACCUGACGGACAACAAAUACUUGUGCCCAGUAAUCAAGUGGUGGUACAGACUUCUGCAGGUGACAUGCAGGCCUACCAGAUUCGGAGUAGCACAACAACAUCAUCUCUGCCCCAGACAGUGGUGAUGACGUCUCCUGUCAGCAUUGCAUCCCAGACAACCAAGACAGAUGACCCCCAGAUGAAGAGAGAAAUCAGGCUAGCGAAAAACAGAGAAGCAGCACGCGAAUGUCGCAGGAAGAAGAAGGAAUACGUCAAAUGUCUAGAAAACAGAGUGGCUGUCUUGGAGAACCAGAACAAAACCCUCAUUGUGGAGCUGAAGACUUUAAAAGACCUUUACUGCGUCAAGACGGGGUAAUGCUAUCAUCCUCCACUGCAGACGCUGUCACCAAAAAACAAACACACACAAAAAAAAAUACAAACAAAAAAAAAAGACUUUGGGGUUGGGAUUGUUAAUAUUAUAUUUUUCUUGUUUUUAUUAUUUUUUUUUUUUUCCUUUUGCGAAUUUUUAACAAGUGGUCGAGGGAAGAAGAGACCAACAUUUUUAAAGUGUUUUUACCUUUUUAAAAAAAAACAAAAAAAUGGAAAAAUUAGCGUCAGCACUUUAUUAUGAGGGGCUGUUGCUUUUUUUGAAAACAAAAAAUAUUAAGGACUGUGGCAGAUCUUUUUGAGCCCACGGCUGGACUGUGAAGCUGGCGUGAGGUGUGUGAGGUUUGCUUGGCUGGCUGCUGUGCACCUUAUCACGUAGGACCAGCUCAGUAGGAAACGACGGCUCUGUACUUUUUUAAUUGAUAGCUUGUGAAAACUUGACUGCUGCCAUCAGCAACUGUAUAGUGCAAUGCAUUGGUCCUUUGCAAAUCAGAAAUCGGUAUUGGCUGUUUGGGGGUGGUCUACAAAAAAAAAAAAAAGAUGUGACUUUUUAACCAAAAAAGUGAAAGUCACAGCAAUUCUUUAGCUGACAUUUUUAUCUUGCUUUGAUUUGAAUAAACCAGUAGACAUUGGCUUCAGUCUUCUCAAGGUCCAUACAUUUUUUUUUUUUGGUCCAUGACGCUGUCAGUUGUUGCUGCCUAAUGCGACAGAUGUGAUGAAUUCAAAUGCCCAAUUUUUGUUGAGGUUUGAAAAGAAACAUUUGUCUUUUCUAAUUUGUUUUCCUUUUAUUGGAUGCUGGGGUCUGGGACAGAACAGGAGCCAAGUGCUGCCCCUGUAUGCUGAAAGUCCAGUGUUGGGACCUCACUUCAACUAAGGGAAGUCGCACUCGUACUCCUUUGAGUUGCUAGCAAGGUGGAAAGCACCCAUUGGGCCCACGUAAGCCUCUUCCAUAAAUCGGAGGCACAAGACGCACCUGUCCAGGAUUGACAUGAGAGAGAAAGUACAGCAAAACGCUAAAUUCAAGUUGCUAUUCGUGGUGGUAGUCGUCUCCAGCUGGGUUCUUUCCUCUUGCUAGAUGAACCGUUUUCAUGUCUACAUUUGUAAAUGCUCAGUUUUAGUAUUUUGUGUCUGUUUUUAUUUUACUGCUAAUACACAGUGAGUAAAAAUAA